AUGGAGACACCGGGCUGCCCGGCCUUCCCCCCGCCUCGCCGGCCCGGGGGUCCCCCGGGGCUCCCCCGGCCUCCCACCGCCUUCGCCCUGGGUGCACCGGGGCCCCACCGGCGGCCGCCGCCGCUCAGCCCCCGCCCCGGCCGCUGCCCGCCGCUGCGGGCACAGCCGCGGUACCCGGGGGUGCCCAGCCCGGGCCCCCCCGCCGUGGCCGUGCAUGGGAAGCCCCUGUACCCGGCCGGGGCUGCAGGUGAGAAGGGCUGCAAAGGUGGGUUCCAGGCGAUUCCCACAGCCUGCAGGGUCCCCCCGAAAGCCCCGGAGGAUUUGGGGUGCCCACUGGCAGCACCCCUGGGCAGCCUCCGGGACUACGGGAUCCCCGAGCUCCCUGAGCCCCUGGGCAAGAGCAAGAGCAAGAAGAGGAGGAACAGGACGACCUUCAGCACGUUCCAGCUGGAGGAGCUGGAGAAGGUUUUCCAGAAGACACAUUAUCCCGACGUGUAUGCCCGGGAGCAGCUGGCAUUGCGCACAGACCUGACCGAGGCCAGGGUGCAGGUUUGGUUCCAGAACCGCCGGGCCAAGUGGCGGAAACGGGAACGCUACGGGAAAAUCCAGGAGCUGCAGAACAACCUGUGGCCGAGCCCUGGGAGCCCCCCGGGGCUGCUGCCCCCCGAGACCAUCCCGUCGCCCUGCAUGUCCCCGUACCCCCCCGCUCCAAGCAAUGGCUUCGUGGGCAUCCCCGCGUCCCCGGGCCCCCACCCCGGCCUCAACAGCCUCUACUCCCUGCACGGGCUGCCCCCCCCGGGGCUGGCCCCCCACCCCUUCGAGCCGCCCGCCCAACACGAGUACAAGGCGCCCCCCCUGAUGCCGCUGAGGAUGAAGAGCAAAGAGGGCGCCGGGAGCCUCCUGAAUUGGGCCACAUGAUCGCCAGGGCAUGGACACGGAGCCCUGGGCCCUCCGGAGUGUAUCCCCCAGCCCAGGGAGGGGGGCAGGCUGGUGGGGUCACCUUCACCCCCUCUCUGCACCCCCCGAGCUUCCCGCAUCCAGCACUGCCCCCACCCUGCUGAGAGGGGCCCGGGGGGGCUGUGGGGGGGAAAAGGAGGUGCCCCCAAACCCAGGCUGCCCCAGCAGGGCUGGCACUGGCAGCUCAGAAAUGGCUCCCCCGAUUUCCUGAGCCCUCCCAGCACUGUCAGGACUGGGUUUGAUGGAGAUUCCCGGUGCUUUGCUCACCCCAGUGUGUGCCCCCACCCCGCCCACCCGGGCACUGCCAGCCCUGCGUGGGGCUGAGCAGGGGACUGUGGAGCACCAGGGCAGCAGUUUUGGGGGUAAUUCUUCCCUCCCCAGCUGAAAUUUGGCCACUCACCCCCUGCCCAGCACAACCAGCAAUGGCAGAAACUGGGCUCUUCCUCUCCCAGUCCCAUACUGGAAGACUGGACUGGGACAGCUGCUGGUACUGGGGGUUACUGGGGGCAGGGCCAAGGAGCCCCAAAGCCCCCCCAGAGCAUCACAGCUUGUUCUGCUCCCUCUUGGAGGGGAAAUAAAGCCCUGGCACAAUGAAGCAUCCCAAAUUAAAGCUGUUUCCCUGGGAGGGGUCACCCUGUUACCCCUCAGGAAGGAGUUUUAAUCCCAGCAGUGGGAUGAAAUUCCCAGUGGGAACCCAGUAAUUCCCAGUGGGAACCCUCCCAGGACCUCCAGCUGGGCUGUUGGGGCACAAAUGGGCAAUUUGGGGGGGUGGGGGGGGUGGAGGUUUCUGCAUUUUGCAGGGUUCUGAAUGUUACUGGUGGUACCUGCAAGGCCAGUAAUGAGGGGGCACCUCACCUGUUCUGGGGGUCCCCAGGGGGGCUCCCCGAGUCCCCCCAGGAGCCAGCAUGUCCUGUCCCCCCUUUACCCACUGUGACCUCCCCCACUGCAGGAACGACCCUGCUCACCCCAACACCAGGAGCUGCUGGCACACCCCCAGGGACACUCUGGGGCCAAACCCCCUCCCUGCAAAACCUGCAAUGCCCCCCUGUCCCAGCCCCACAUCCUGAGGGGGGGACACCCCUGUGGGGCACCUGGAUCCCCUCAGGGAGGCACCAAACCUGCUGUUCCUGCCCAGGCUGGAAAACCCCUAGGUUUUCAGGCAAGCCCUGGCAGCCUGGGCACAGUGGGUGCCACAGGAGGCAGCCCAGGGCUGCCCACCCUCAGCCAGGGCAUCUGACACCCCCUCCCACCGGUGGGGAUUUUGUUAUUCAUUUCUAAACAAUAAACCACAUUUUUCAUAAGUUAA
Molecule: messenger RNA, 2263 nt
Organism: Serinus canaria (Common canary)
Lineage: Eukaryota; Metazoa; Chordata; Aves; Passeriformes; Fringillidae
Gene: ALX3
Product: ALX homeobox 3
Exons: 4
Coding region: 1-918 (305 amino acids)
Biological process (GO): regulation of transcription by RNA polymerase II
Molecular function (GO): RNA polymerase II transcription regulatory region sequence-specific DNA binding; DNA-binding transcription factor activity, RNA polymerase II-specific
Source: RefSeq, a predicted model, not a curated record